AUGUCUACAAUGUAUGAAGCCGCCACUGCCAUCAAACCAAAAACAGCCGAGGACGAGCAAGUGUUGAAAAACCUGUGGUCGAUCCGACCGUGUUACUUAUAUAAUGAAGAGUACGAAGACUGUACGAGCAUCAAGGCCCGGUUCAAUCAAUACUUCAUACACGGCGAAUCGAUCGACUGCAAUCAGUGGAAGCGAGAUUUCGAUAAUUGUGUACGGUUUGAGAAGAACACAACGGAUACCAAAAGUGCACUGGAGCUAAUACAAAGCGAACAGAAGCGCCGCGAAGAACGAAUGCGUGCCCAUUACAGCAAUAACGUGUGGACGAAGCGACAGACUCCCCCGGACGAUUGGUCCAAACCACUGCCGGAACAUAUGCAAAAGGAAUACGAAAAUUCGUUUUUAGCCUUGAAGGCCAAAGAACGACGUGAAGGUUCGCCAACGCCGGAUUCGGAGACUUCUUCCUGCGCUAUAAUGUGA
This is a messenger RNA of Anopheles marshallii, 477 nucleotides long. RefSeq names its product UPF0545 protein C22orf39 homolog. NCBI's taxonomy places the organism in Eukaryota, Metazoa, Arthropoda, Insecta, Diptera, Culicidae. The record is from RefSeq and is a predicted model, not a curated record. The transcript has 2 exons. Bases 1 to 477 code for a protein of 158 amino acids.